Andrographis paniculata is the source of this 1547-nucleotide messenger RNA. Its product is annotated as rho-N domain-containing protein 1, chloroplastic-like. The record is from RefSeq and is a predicted model, not a curated record. The transcript has 2 exons. Gene Ontology annotation, biological process: DNA-templated transcription termination. The coding region runs from base 10 to 1311 and encodes 433 amino acids. NCBI's taxonomy places the organism in Eukaryota, Viridiplantae, Streptophyta, Magnoliopsida, Lamiales, Acanthaceae.
UCACUCAGAAUGCACAUGACACAAAGUUCAAAAAUUUCUGCCACCUACAUAGCCGUAGCCGUUAACCCUCUCGUGGGCUGCUUUUUGUGUGAUCAUUUAUUUUUGGGCUUCAGCCCGGCCCAAUUUCGAGGGCAAUACCAGGGCCAGUCCACUGUAGUAGCAACAAGUCUGUGUCAAGAAUUGCCGGCGUAUCUUCGAACAACGUACUAUACCGCCUCGCCUUCGUUGAAGACUACACUCCGCCGUCGAAGCAUGUCGGGUUCGGUACACUGCAUCUCGAGGAGCUUUUCAGCAGGAUGUGAGACACCCUUCUCAGGAGCUUCUGGAAAAGCUGCAGGCUCGUCAAUCCAGUCUUCCCUCAGUGAUUGCACACUCAUUUCCAAUGUGAAGUUUUCGUCUCUGAAAUAUGUUUCCGGCCGGAAACUAAUCGUCUGCAAUGCAAAUUCCGGAAGUUACAGGAGGAACCCUGAUUUCUCGAGGCAAAACAGGCAGGGAUUUAGAAGCAGGAACACCAGGUUUAAUGAAAGGAGGGAUGAUUUCAAUGAGUUUGAAGAAUCUGAAGUUCUGAUAUCGAAAAAUGGACCUUCACUUGCUGUGUCUGGUAACCAGAAGUCUCAGGGGACGAUGGCGCCGGGGAAUAAGGAGAGGGAGAUCGUUGAGCUUUUCCGGAAGGUGCAGACUCAACUUCGUGAAAGAGCAGCGACGAAAGAAGAAAAGGAAGUUGAGAAUUCAGAGGAAAAAAGCCAUGAAAAUGGGACUGUCGAUUCGCUUCUCAGGCUUCUGAGGAGGCACUCGGUUCAGAAGGGGAAGAUUAACCAGAGCAACAAUGCAGGGCACAACGAUUUCGUCCUGGAUCAUCAUGAAACAAAUGGCUCAACUGCUGAACAGGGCAGCACCGGCAGUGUUGAUUUGAAUGCACAAGAAAACAUGGAAUCACGGCUUAGCCGUCCAAAGUCGAGUUUUCGCAAAAGAUCUCCAGUGCCAGAAACCAAAUUCCAGCCUGCUUAUUUUGACAACUCUGUUGAUUCUGCAAUACAGGGCAAUGGCAUUCAUGAAGUCAAGAUGGAAUCCGAUGAUGAGGAGGAACAAUCCUUGAUUUCAAAUGAUGCAACUUCUGAAAAUGCAUUUGAUGAGAUCUCUGAAGAUGAAAAUGCCGGCAGUGAUGGAGCUGCGGACGAGGCCGGCAACUUAAGUGGAUUGAAGCUGACAGAACUUAGAGCUCUUGCCAAGUCCAGCGGCAUUAAAGGAUUUUCGAAGUUGAAGAAGCAAGAGCUCAUUGAAAUUCUGAGUUCGAGUUCGAGCUUGAAUUGAUGAUGAAAAGCUUCAUGGAAAUUUAGCAGAGGUAUGAAUUACAUGCUCCGAAUCCUCAAGAAUCCAUGGAAGAAACUCAUUCAUAGUUUGUUUAUUUGAGUUCUUUGCUUGUUAGGGUAUAUACACUGCAUUUUUAUUAAUUAUGGCUUUUCAGUGACAUUAACAUUAUCUUAAUUGUUUUCCAGAUGGGAUCAUAGAUCUUUCUUUAUAUAUAUAUAUAUAUAUAUAUAUAUAUU